Messenger RNA from Annulohypoxylon truncatum, 1940 nucleotides. RefSeq names its product nitrate transporter. Gene Ontology annotation, cellular component: membrane. Bases 1 to 1548 code for a protein of 515 amino acids. NCBI's taxonomy places the organism in Eukaryota, Fungi, Ascomycota, Sordariomycetes, Xylariales, Hypoxylaceae. The record is from RefSeq and is a predicted model, not a curated record. Gene Ontology annotation, biological process: nitrite transport; nitrate transmembrane transport. Gene Ontology annotation, molecular function: nitrate transmembrane transporter activity; nitrite transmembrane transporter activity. The transcript is spliced from 3 exons.
AUGAAGUGGUCGUACCUUUGGACGGCCCCGGAUGUCAACCCGAUCAACCACAAAGCCCGUUCGAUCCCCUGUCUAAAUGUUUCUAACGUAUACGGGCGAGUCUUUUUCUUCUCCUGGUGGGGGUUCAUGGUAGCCUUCUGGGGUUGGUAUGCUUUCCCGCCUCUGUUGACACAUACCAUCAAAAAUAACCUCCACCUCACCUCCGCUGAGGUUGCUAACUCCAACAUCGUCUCGUUGUGUGCUACAUUGUUGAUCCGACUUGUAGCUGGUCCUGCCUGUGAUCGUUUCGGUCCUCGUUGGGUGUUCGCCGGCACACUUCUCAUCGGAUCAAUUCCACUCGGCCUCGCGCCUCUCGUCCACGACGCUCAAAGCCUAUACAUCAGUCGUUUCUUCAUAGGUAUCCUCGGUGGUUCCUUCGUGCCUUGCCAAGUUUGGUCGACCGGGUUCUUCGACAAGAAUGUCGUAGGAACUGCCAAUGCCUUGACGGGAGGCUGGGGUAAUGCUGGUGGUGGAAUCACAUACUUCAUCAUGCCUGCUGUCCUCGACUCUUUCGUAAGGCGCGGAUACUCCGAUGGCGUCGCGUGGCGUCUCACUUUCAUCGUACCCCUUAUUAUAACCAUCGCAACCGGCAUAUCUAUGUUACUCCUCUGCCCCGAUACCCCGACCGGAAAAUGGUCCGAACGCCACCUUCACGCGGGCCAGAACCCCGCAUCUCAAGGUAACAGCGCAUCCUCCAGCCCACCCAACGGCAUCGUCGAUGUCCCCAGUAACAUCACCGAGAAAGCAGAUUCCACAGGCGGCAAGAGCAUCCGCUCAGUCUCGCAAGACCAGAAGCCUCCCCCGCCGUACGCCGACCACGAAGCCGCGAUCCCUCCAGAGAUGCUCGAAACGGCCCGCGGCGAAGUAAUCCAAAACCCAGACUGGUCCACAGCAGCCCACGUCCUCUUCUCGCCGCAGACGCUCUUCCUCGCGCUGACGUACGUGUGCUCGUUCGGGGCGGAGCUCGCCGUCAACUCCGUCCUCGGGUCCUACUACGCCCAGAACUUCCCCUCGCUCGGCCAGACGGCGGCGUCCGAGUGGGCCGCCAUGUUCGGCUUCCUGAACCUGGCCACGCGGCCCCUCGGCGGCGCCGCCUCCGACGCCGUGUACCGCGCCCUCGGGCGCAGCCUCUGGGGUAGGAAGGCGUGCGUCGUGGGUUGCGGGUGCUUGGCUGGUGCUGGGCUGAUUAUUAUCGGGUUGCUGAACCCGCAUCACCUGCCUACGAUGGUCGGGCUCGUGGCGCUGAUGGCGAUGUUUGUCGAGGCCGGGAACGGCGCGAAUUUUGCGCUUGUGCCGCAUGUGCAUCCUCAUGCUAACGGCAUGGUCGCGGGCUUGACGGGCGCUGGGGGGAACCUGGGCGGCGUGAUAUUCGCGAUUAUCUUCCGGUUCAUGGGCGGCGGGACGGAUUACGCGAAGGCGUUUUGGGUCAUCGGUGUUAUUACUAUCGCGCUUAAUCUGUGUCUCUGCUGGGUUAGACCGGUGCCGAGGGGGCAGGUUGGUGGGCGAUAGGUGGGUUGCUUGGACUGAGCGAGUUCAUGUUCAAGUUUUUUUUGGUUUUUUUCCCCUUCCAUUUUGUCUUUUUUCCUUCUCGGUAUUAAUGGAUCGUUUGGGUGGCAAUAAGCGUGAGCGCAAGCGUAAAAUGACAAAUGGUCUAGCUGGCGUUGGGGGUUGGAAGGUAGGUAUGUAUGUAUGUAGUGUUAUAUCGGACAAGAAAUGGAAAUGGGGUAGGAUGGGUUUCAGGAGACAACAAAGCCUUAAUAACAAUACGUUUAGAUACCGAAUUAUGUAUUUUGUAUACAAUUUCAAUAUGCCGACCGUAAUCAAUUCGUUAAUUUAACUUGUUGUGUAGUGUUAGCAACUGUAGCAUUCGGUUGUGGCUUUCAACAGUAAGUGCCCCUUUU